Molecule: messenger RNA, 6119 nt
Organism: Alosa sapidissima (American shad)
Lineage: Eukaryota; Metazoa; Chordata; Actinopteri; Clupeiformes; Clupeidae
Gene: zmym4.1
Product: zinc finger MYM-type containing 4, tandem duplicate 1
Exons: 29
Coding region: 274-5184 (1636 amino acids)
Molecular function (GO): zinc ion binding
Source: RefSeq, a predicted model, not a curated record
AAUUAGCAAGACUUUAGUCAGCAUAUUUCAAUUUAUUUCAAUUGUAUGCCGCCUGCUGGUGGACAAGAGAGGUGCAUGGUGCGGAAGCAGAUCAGCGAAGUGCAGAGACCCUCCUCUUGCAACAUUCACUAGCAUUUGGUAGCUUUUGUCCAAUGCAGUGUUCUAUUUUGUUGGUAAUUGUUUGGAAUAACAUUGCAGAAAUAUAUCUGAAGAAAACAUUGGAAGUUGUUGUGGAGAAAUCAUUGGAACGCUCACUGUGAGCCUGGCAGAGCGAUGGAUGGAAUUGAGAGUCUGAAAACGGAAGAGCACAGCGGCAGUGGAGAGAAUAAUGGACUCUGCAUCUCAGACUCUGGAGAAACUACAAGCAGAGAUGAUGCAAACGGAGACAGUGCCAGUGGAGAACUUAUCAACGCAGGUUCAUCCAAAGGGGACGCUGGAAACAUAGAGACACCUAGUGGAGAUGAUUCUAAUGAGAGUAAAUCUCCCAAAGGAGAGGGUGGUGAUGGCAGGACAGAUGGUGUGGAUGCUGUUAACACUAGUGGAGAUGGUGCAAAUGGAGACUCUGCAGCUUCUGCUAAGGGGAACCCCGGUGGGGUGAUGAGCUCCUUUCAGACUGGAGACAGCACCAUGACACAGGAGGCAGCCAGCGACAGCACACCACCAGAGCCUCACUCUCACACCCCUCCCACAGAACUGAAGGCUGCCACUGGGGCCGAGGAGCACAGACAGGAGGAGAUGGGCACUGAGGCUAUGGAGGGAGUAGUGGAGGGAAAACAGGAUCCCCAGGGGCAGGGAUCAGAAGGAGGUGCUGAGACUUUGGAAGGAGAUAAAGAGGAAACAGCAGAGGUUCUGGAGGAGGAUAGGCCCAAGGGGAUUGUGGAAGUAAGUGGUGAGUGUUUGAGAGGGGCAACUGAAAGUUUGGACGGGGGUGAUAUGGAGGUGAAUGGGCAGUCAGAGGACAGUGUGUCUGGCGUGCUGGAGAUUCCGGUGAUCAGUGAGAUUAAGGAAGAAAUCAGCAUGGACUCUGAACCCAGCGGAUCCGUAGGAGGGGACACUGCCGACCUGGACAUGGGAGUGGACAUGGAGAUGAGCACCGGAGGUUUGGACAUGGGCGUCGAGACGGUUGACACCUCACACUCAGAGGCAUCCUCUGAGAGAAUGGUUGGGCAUGGCGUCAAACUGACCAGUGUGGCCACGGAAACCGACACCGAGGAUCUGGACAUGGGCGUGGAGACGGUUAUGGAGGACAGCACUGACUCAUCGUCAGAUGGGAAAGACAAGACAAAGACAGCAGACUCAGGCCUGAAGCAGGAGAUUGAGAACCCUGAUGUACCCAGGAACAGCACAGAGACUCCGGCACUGGCCAAUCAGGAAACUAGUGCAUUAGAGUCAGCGUCUCAGGACGCGAUGCCUGCGGCAGAGCUGAACCUUUGCAUCAAGGACGAGCCCCAGGACGAGGAAUAUGAUCGGGCGCUCGCACCCUUCAACACAGACGGGAUCAAGGAUGAGCCCGACUCGGCAGAGGAGUUUGGAGUUCAGCAGAAGUUGUCUGAUGAGUUUAAGAUCAGUGCCGUGUUCUCUGUGGGACAGACGCCUGCUGUUACUGCUGCUAAAGCAGACGCGCCCGUGCCAGCGGCACCCGUGAAGCCUGCAGCGCCUGCCUCAGCCUUGCCAGGGCAGCUGCCCGUGGCGAGCGCCCUCUGUGUGGUGUGUUCGGGCUGCCAGAAGGUCCUGCUGAAGGGCCAGACGGCGUACCAGCGCAAGGGCUCGCCUCAGCUCUACUGCUCCACCACCUGCCUCACUGGCUCCACAGGCACCUUCAUCAAACAGUCUUCCAAGAGGACCUGCCACUUCUGCCUCAAGGUGAUCCUUAAUCCAAAGGAUGUGAUCAUUGCCCCCGUGGACAAGGCAGGCUUAAUGAAGGACUUCUGCAGUCAGAAGUGCCUCUCCACCUUUAAUUUCAAACGGGACAGUGUCCUGGCAACGUUGGCAACACCCAAAGCGGCCACAUCUGUUACCUUGGCUGCCCAAGCCGCCUCUGCUCCCCAAGUCACCCCAUCACCACCUUCCACAGUGGAGCCCAGAGCGCGAUGCAGCAACUGCCAUAAAGUUGUGGUGACUAAACAUGAGGUGAACUACAUGGGCGCCACGCACAAGCUGUGCAGUGACGAGUGUUUUGCGGGCUUCCGCUCCUCCAAUAAGCUCAACAUGAACUGCUGUGCCCACUGCGGGAGCUAUUGCUAUCAGGGAGGCCAGGGCCACACGCUGCAGAUCGACAACGUCAGCAAAAAGUUCUGUAGCCAGACUUGCAUCACUUCUUAUCGCAAGAAGAGUCUGACGUCUGUGCAAUGUGCGAUGUGCAAGGCAUUGCGGCCCUCUUCUGAGAUGGUCGAGGGUGUCGACAACAAAGGCAAAACGGAACUCUUCUGCUCUGCCACUUGUGUGACUGCUCACAGAGUGCACACGGUCAGCUCUGCAGGGACCUCGCUGCCAUGCGACAGAUGUGGCACCACUGCAGUGCCUCAGUAUCACCUCGCCAUGUCCGACGGAUCCAUCCGGAACUUCUGCACUUUCAACUGUGUUGUUAGUUUUCAGGACAACUUCAACAAGACCAAUGCACAAAAGCUGAACGUAGCGCCGGCUAAAGUGGACGUGGCACCCAGCACCUCGGCACCCCAGUCCUCAGCCUCUCCUCCCCAGGCUGCUUUAUCCGCUAAGAUGGGGAAGUUGUCCUGCCGACAAUGCAACCGCACCAUCAGCACCAAGCCAGAGACUGUGGAGGUCAAGGGGAGGAUGUUCGUGCUCUGUGGGAAGCAGUGUGCAGAGGACUUCAGAAAAGCGAGCCAGCUUCCGAGCCGCUGUGACUACUGCAAGGCCGACAAAGGUGUGAAGGACGUGAAGAAGGUCUGUGGUGUGGACCGGUUCUUCUGCAGCGAGGGAUGCACUCUACUCUACAGGCACGACCUGGCCAAACGCUGGGGCCGCAAACACUGCCGCAACUGCCGCUACUGCGGAGGCAUCUCCCCGUCCGUCGUCUCCAGCCAAUUCUCUGGCAAGCAGGAAGAGUUCUGCAGCCAGGAGUGUGUCUCCGCCUACACACUGCUGUUUUGCCAGGUGGCUAAGUGUGCGUGGUGCCAGCGUGCUCGGGCCAUGUCCGAGUCCCUGCGCUGGUUAGGCGAGAUCAAACACUUUUGCAAUUACCACUGCCUCAUAUUGUUCUGCAGUCAGCAUGGCAACAAAGAGCCGCUCAGCAAGGUCAUGUCAGUCACGUCAGCCACGUCAGUCACGUCAGCCACGUCGACCCCUACAGCUCAAAAGCCACCGGUCUCUAAAGAGGCCACACCCGUCAUUGCCAAUGUCAUCUCACUGUCCAGCACUCCUAAUGGACAGCCCAGUGUCCUGGCCAAUCCUACUCUACAAGGUGCGGUACCAAACAUGCCUGUCAAGAACACUGGACAUGCAAGCACACAGACGGACACGGUGAAGGCCCCCCCUCCCCCUCCACCCAGGGUGCUGAAGAACAAGUCGCUGCUCUGCAAGCCACUCACACAGACCAAAGGCACACUCUGCAAGCCCACACACCAGACUAUAGAGACGCAAACAGAGCACAAAUAUCCAGAUGUGCUGGUGUUGCCCGUCCCUGUGCCCGUAUUUGUGCCAGUACCCAUGAACCUCUACAGCCAGUAUGCCCCUCAGCCACUGAGUCUGCCACUGCCGGUGCCAGUGCCCUUGUUCCUGCCUACAACUUUGGACAGUGCAGAGCGGAUUGUUGAGACAAUCCAGCAGAUCAAGGAGAAGAUCCCCACAGACCCGCUGGAAGCUGACCUCAUUCUCAUGGCCGAACUUGUCGCUGAGGACAACCAGAAGGAUGAGAAGGAGAUGCCAGUGGCCAGCACUUCCCCAGACGAUGUUCCGGAUAGUCCCCCACCCAUUCCAGACUUUGAUCUGGAUGCUCUGGGCUGGGACGAUGACCUGCUCUCUGCUCAGCCGUCUGACACACCCACAUCCUCUCUUGACCCACCCCCGUCAGAACCCCCAGAGGAAAACAUCGACCUGGAGGCAGACUUCUCUAUUGAAGCCCUGGAGACAGCCGCAGAGAGACUUGAGAACCCGGAACCACCUCCCUCAAAAAGACCACGCCGCAGAGUCCGAGAUGGAUUCCCUCAGAAAAAACGGUUAUCCCGUAAGCGCCCCACAGUGGAGCCGGCUGCUCUGCCUCUGCCUGCUGGGAAGCUGCAUGCUGUGUACGGGGUGAAGGCCUGGAAGAAGUGGGUGCAGUGGAGGAAGACCCAGCCUGAUGUCACCAUGCCCCGGUUUGGAUCACGGCCCAUAGUUCUGAAGGAGGAUCUGCUGCAGUGUAGCACCGCUGAGCUGAGCUACGGCCUGUGUAAAUUCAUCAGUGAAGUCCGGAGGCCCGGGGGUGACGAAUACAGGCCUGACAGCAUCUAUUACCUGUGCCUGGGCAUACAACAGCAUCUAUUUGAGAAUGGGCGCAUGGAGAACAUCUUUGCAGACUUGUUCUACAACAAGUUUACACAGGAAAUAACCAAACAACUCCAGGACUGGGCGCCAGUGGUAACACCAGGCGGUUAUAUCCACUCUCGCGUUGAGGAGGAGUACCUGUGGGAGUGUAAGCAGCUGGGCGCCUACUCGCCCAGCGUGCUGCUCUACACCAUCUUCUUCUUCUGCACCAAAUUCUUCGGCCUGCGCACCGUCCAGCAGCACCAACGCCUCUCCUUCGCCCACGUCAUGCGCUGCACGCGCGCACACAAGAGCAGCAAGGCUGCCUGCCUCCGCUUCUACCCCCCUAUAAACCGCAAAGAGUCGCCCAAAGGUACAGAUGGUGAGGAGGCAUCAGGUAAGAGGAAGAAGGAGGAUGAAGAAGAGGAGCCAGUUCUAGAGAUGCAGGAGAACACGGAGAACCCUCUCCGCUGUCCCGUCCGGAUCUAUGAGUUCUACCUUUCCAAAUGCUCACCGUCAGUAAAGCAGCGCACCAACGUCUUCUACCUGCAACCGGAGCGCUGCUGCGUGCCCAACAGCCCCAUGUGGUUCUCCUCCUCACCACUAGAUGGGGAUGCACUGCAGGCCAUGCUGACACGCAUCCUCACCGUCAGAGAGCUGCACUUGCCACAGGAGCCCAGCACUCAACGGACAGCCUCAUCUGACGAACAGGACUCGGACUGAACUGACCUGAGCGCAUGUGCAGAUAUAGCACGCAAACAGACCUCUCUGUUAAAUCACUUCACACGCAUACACUUGCACACAUACACAUGAUGGAUAGGACAAACACAAAUGCAAACACAGAUGAGAAUGAUUUUCAUGGAAAAGUAACCAGGACUCAUUUUACGAUGUUGUACAUCCACUUAACGCACAAGUAUGAACAACGGACCCUGUUUGAAGAUGUGGAAACAGAUGGGGAUUUAAUAUGCUAUUCUUCUUUCUGUUUAACUCUCCUGCUUGCGUGUUGUCCAGACUACUGCACUUGGGUUGCAGUUAGAGUAGGAGGUGCAAAAAGCAGUGAAGAGCUGCAGCGGUGGCUUAGACACCAAGCUUCCAACAUUAUGCACACACUGUGUCACACAGGGCCAGCAACAGCUGCACAUGUCCAUCCAUCAGACUGAUUUGAUUUUUUUUUUUAGGGCCAGAGACUUGCGGUACACUGAACAUCCCCGUCGUCCCUGGGCUCUGUGGCGGCAGUGAAUUAAAAAGAAAAGUCGAAGAGUCUGUGCCUUCUGAGGCCCUUGUUGUUUCACAUUCCAUCUUGAAAUAAAUAGAUAAUGUCUGUCUGUUUCUGAUCGUGCUCUGGUUACAGCCCUGAGAUGAGUGUUGACGGUGCAGAGUUCUGAUCUGUGUUGUAUGUGGAGAUAUAUUUUCUACCGAAAGAUUGUGAUAUUUUUUUUUUUUUUUUUUCUAUUUGUAACUAUUGAUACACUAAAGUGACAGAUCUACAUUUAUAAUAGCAGUAGUCAUUUGUCCAUGCUGUAGAUCUGAGUAGAGUGUGAAGGGAGACCAAGAAAAACAGUGCGGUUGGAUGCACAGUGUACUGCUGGGACCUCCUCCAGUGCUGCCCUUUCCUGUAUGAUUUAAAAUAUCUCAGUAAAAAGAUUUUUUUAAUUCAA